AAUCUUGACCGGAUGUGCUGUGCCGUACUUCGGGUAACUGACGGUUGUGUGUCAGUCAGUCAAUCGAUGGUGCCGCUGCUGAGCAGAAAAACAGGCGAAAAGACUCGUAAAUUGGAACCAACAAGAGAAUUAAGUCUUCAGUUAAACAUAAACCCUCAAGAGGAAUAAACCUGUACCAGGCCCUACACACUGAGUGUAACUCAGGGCAGCAGCGAUGUCGGGCUCCUAUGAUGACUCCAUGAUCGAUGUCUCCAGUGACAGCUUCUGGGAGGUUGGUAACUACAAGCGAACAGUGAAACGGGUAGACGAUGGCAACCGACUCUGUAAUGAUCUGAUGAACUGUAUUCAUGAGCGGGCCCGUAUUGAAAAGGCCUACGCACAGCAGCUCACAGAAUGGGGGAAGCGCUGGCGGCAACUCAUAGAAAAAGGCCCUCAGUAUGGUUCGUUAGAGCGGGCGUGGUCUGCUCUGUGCACGGAGGCAGAGAAGGUGAGCGAGCUCCACAUGGAGGUGAAAGCAGCACUGAUGGGAGAAGACUACGAGAAGCUGAAGAACUGGCAGAGAGAUGCCUACCAUAAACAGAUGAUAGGCGGCUUCAAAGAGACUAAAGAGGCUGAGGACGGCUUCCGCAAGGCUCAGAAACCCUGGGCAAAGAAACUCAAAGAGAUGGAGACGAUGAAGAAGUCUUACCACUCUGCCUGCAAAGAAGAGAAGCUGGCAGCCAGCAGGGAGACCAACAGCAAAUUGGAGAGCAACAAUAACCCUGACACCCAAAAGAAGCUCCAAGAAAAGGUGGAGAAGUGUCAGCAGGAAGCGCAGAAGGCUAAAGAACGCUAUGAGAAAUCCCUCGAAGAACUCGACAAGUUGACCCCUCAGUAUAUGGAGAACAUGGAGCAGGUGUUUGAGCAGUGGCAGCAGUUUGAAGACAAACGCAUCCGCUUCUUCAGAGAGCUGCUGCUGGAGGUUAAACAGCACCUGGAUCUCUCAGCCAAUCACAGAUUCCAGACAGUCUACCACACACUGGAAGACACAAUCUCUGCUACUGAUGCUGAAGAGGAUCUGAAAUGGUUCCGGUCCAAUCAAGGCCCCGGCAUGCCAAUGAACUGGCCCCAGUUUGAGAAUUUGGACUGGUCCCAUCCUCGCUCCUUUAAGAGAAGGUCCAUUGUAGACUGGUCCAUAGACCUGAACCGAACCCUCAGCAGACGAGAAAAGAAGAAGCCAUCAGAGGGCAUCACUCUGACAGGCAUCAGUCAAACUGGGUCAGACCAGCAUGUUCAGCCUGCCAAGACCAGCAGCAGCCUGACUGUGCCCACUAAAACAGCACCAGUGGGCUCAAAUCCCUUUGAAGAUGACGAAGAGGAGGAGGAGGAAGAGGAGGAGAAGGAGAUGGCCGUGGAGCACCAGACCACAGUCAACCACAUCAGUGUGAAUAAAGAGGAAAUAAAAACUGCGAGCAGUAUGGAGAAGACCCCAGACUGGUCAGAUGAAGACACAGGUGGUAACCCUUUCUCUGCCAACGGUGAUGGGAAUCCAUUUGAAGAUGAACCGGCUUCUCCAGUCGUAUCUGUGCCUGUCAAAGCCCUCUAUGACUAUGAAGGACAGGAGCAGGACGAGCUGAGCUUCAAAGCAGGAGAGGAGUUCACCAAAAUUGGCGAAGAAGAUGAUCAGGGUUGGUGCAAAGGCCGGCUCAAGGAUGGACAAACAGGCCUUUAUCCUGCUAACUAUGUGGAAGACAUCCAGUAAUGAAUUAUCACAAAUGAAUAAAUGUGAAUUAAAAAAGUGAUGUGUUUUGCGAAUUGACAGUGCAGCUGGAAACAAGAGGGCUCUGCCUUAUUUUCAACCCUUUUCUCUCUGUUGGUUAAGACCGCACUGGUGUGGGAGAAGGACAGAGAAGAGAAGUUGCAGAUUGUAAACGGACCACUUGAGAUAUUGUUGCUUGCCACAGAUUGACCUUCAUAGAAACUAGGUUUCCAGAUGAUUCCAGGAAGAGGACAGAGAAAAAUUGCUGUCAUUGGAAGAUGUGUUAUGUUAUUUAGAAUCCCAUUUAUGCUGUUACAAAAAUAAUAGCCUUUUCAAGUAUAUUUUAGAUAAGAUUCAGUUAAAUGUAUGUGUGAAUUUGUAUAUUGUUUAAACGAAACACUGGGAUGACAAAUCGUCCAACAAUGUUAAAUGCAGUCUUAAUAUGCAAGCCACUAUGGAUUCAUUAAGGGAGAUGACCCUCUUUACAACCAUAAUUAUCUGUUUUAGGUUUGAAACCAUUUCUGCCUGUCAGAAUCCAGUCCAUAAAUGUUAAUUGUUGGAUUUAUUUUGGUCAAAGUAGGCCCUUAUGUUGAGAUUUAACUUGAUUUUAAACAAUUGCUUACAUUGUUCUGUCAUUUCUUUCAGGGUUUUGUUUUUCAAUUCAGUUAACUGUUCAUUAACUGUUCUGGUUAUUUUAUACGGAAUGAAGAUCAGUAGAUCCUUAUCCUGAUUUAGUUCACAGUGGGUAGGUUUCUCCAGUCACUGCAAUUGAAUGUAUAUUCACUGAUUGUAUUUUCUCACUUAUUGAUUGUUCACUUUUGCUGAUGUUGAUGAGGUUUUUGCAGCCACUGACCCAUUAACCCUCUGAACAACUGUCCUCAAGCUUUUCACACAGAUCUCUCUACUUUCUUUUGACUGUAGAUUGUAAUACUAUGAGUCUUUUUUUUUUUUAAAUGCAACACUGAAAGUUUUUCACAAAUGUUUAUCUCACUUGAAUCUCCAUGUUUUAAUUAUCUCGCUUCUUGUUAAAUGUAAAUUUAUGGGAGAAUAUUUUAGUGUUUGUUUUGUUUUUUAAAAUAUAUUACAAGUCAUAGCAAUAAAACCACAGCACAAGUAUGGCCUUGCAUACAUGCAUGUAAAUAGCCUGGAUGAAACAUAUUAGAACAAAUUAAGCAUCAAGAUCAGAUGAUAUGUAGUUGGGAAAUUGAUGAUUGUUAAUUUAUGACGCCACAAGUGCUUUUGUUCUACUCUUGAUAGAAUGCUGUGACUGAGAAUCUGAGUUUGUAUAGUAAUUAAAUAUUUUAUGGCAAAUAUCCCUCAAAUCUGUUAUUUUGUUAUAUUUGUAAAUAUGAUUAUUUUUUUCCCUUCACAGAGGGCCAUACUCAUUGAAUUAAUAAACAAAUACCAUGUGAAUAACUGUUAAUUUUGUCUUAGGAGCUAUGACAUGAAUGGAUAUACCUAAUUUCAUGACUUCAACACGUGUUUUGAUCAUGAAGUAUUUUGUUGAUGAACUGCCAUUGCGCAAGCUCCAAAUUCAUUAAUUGCCAAGUGUAUGGAUGAAAUCACUGAAAAAAGAACUGCUAUUUGAUACCUUUAACUGCAGCAUGAGAGGAAUAGGAUUUUUUGUUUUUGAUGAUAGUGAGAAAGGAGUUGUCUUGCAAUGUUUUCAGGGCACGCUGUCGUCAAAACGCAGCAACAGCUGUACUUGCACAGUAAGGUUUGUAAAUGUUGUCCCACAACAUAAUAAAUGAAUUUAUUGGAAAAAAUA
Molecule: messenger RNA, 3506 nt
Organism: Siniperca chuatsi (mandarin fish)
Lineage: Eukaryota; Metazoa; Chordata; Actinopteri; Centrarchiformes; Sinipercidae
Gene: pacsin2
Product: protein kinase C and casein kinase substrate in neurons 2
Exons: 12
Coding region: 215-1741 (508 amino acids)
Biological process (GO): plasma membrane tubulation; cytoskeleton organization; regulation of endocytosis
Cellular component (GO): endosome; plasma membrane; cytoplasm
Molecular function (GO): protein binding; phospholipid binding
Source: RefSeq, a predicted model, not a curated record